AUGGACAUCGAAUACACCUAUCAAAAAGAACGUCGCGAGUUUGGGCGACAAUGUCUUUUCUCGGAUAAAAACAAGGUCGAGUUUUCAGAAGCUGCUAACCAUGAAUUAUUUAAGGAUUAUAUUCUUCGUGAUCCGGUUAAUAUCGGAACACAGUAUAGUUACCAGAUGGCCCUCAGUGAAGUUAACACAGAAAGCGCAGAACAUGAAACUCGCGGAAUAUUACACUCAGAAGGUGGUUGGCCGAAAGAUGUAAAUUAUCUAGAUCCGGAACAAACAGUGCGUUAUCGAAGAAAGAUCGAGAAAGAUGAAAACUACGUAAGCCAGCUAACAUCGGUCACGAAACCAAUGGAGCAUUGUAUCUACCAAAAUAAUGCUGUAAAUAUUUAUGAAAAUUAUUUUGAUGGCCUAGAACCUGCUCCCUUGAUGGAAAAAAGCAAUUCAAGAACACUCAAUGUGUAUAGAGAUCCUUCAAUAUAUAAGCAACCUGUUACUCACUUAUCAUGGUCACCAGAUGGUGGAUCAAAGAUUGCAGUAUCACACUGUAAUAUGAAUUUUCAAGAAAUGAGCGGCAAAGCAGUGUCCUCUUAUAUUUGGGAAAUCGAAAAUCCAAACGUACCGUUGUUAAGAUUUACUCCGCACAGUUCCAUGAUAUGUUUUGAGUAUAAUCAAAAAGAUCCGACCACUUUGGUGAGCGGAUUGUACAAUGGCCAAGUAGCAGCUUGGGACACCAGAAAUGAAAAAGCACCCGUCAUGGUUAGCGAACGUGAAGCUUCACACCGGGCAACGGUCAACUCUGCUCUGUGGAUCAACUCCAAGAGUGGAACUGAAUUCUUCUCCGGUUCGUCCGACGGUCAAGUAAUGUGGUGGGACACGAGAAAGUUAUCGCAACCUACUGAUACUCUUCUAAUGGAUCCAAUAAAGUCAGACGAGCAAGAUCUUUCACGAUCGUAUGGUAUUAGCUGUUUGGAAUACGAAACAUCUAUCCCAACUAGAUUCAUGUGUGGUACGGAACAAGGCAUGUUAUUUUCUUGCAAUAGAAAGGGAAAAUCUCCGCAAGAGAAAAUCGUGUAUCGGCUUCCUUGCCAUACUGGUCCUAUAUAUUCACUGACACGUAAUCCUGCUUUCGUUAAAAAUUUCUUGACUAUCGGUGAUUGGAUAGCGCGAAUUUGGUCAGAAGAUUGUCGUGAAAGUUCGAUAAUUUGGACUAAACAUCAUGCAGUGAUGUUAACCGAUGGAGUUUGGAACCCGACCCGCUAUUCGAUAUUCUACGUGAGUCGAGCUGAUGGAGUUUUGGAUGCUUGGGACUUAUUACAGCAGCAGAAUGAACCCAUUCUUACUAUUAAAGUGUGUGACGAAAGCUUGAAGUGCCUGCGUGCACACGAAACAGGUUACUUGGUUGGUGCAGGAAGUUGCAAAGGGGCUACGUUUUUGCUGGAAAUGUCUGAUAAUAUGACUACGAUUAAGAACGAUAAGCCAUUGUUAACUGCGAUGUUGGAAAGAGAGAAUAGACGGGAAAAAAUUCUUGAGGCGAAGUCACGAGAGAUGAAACUAAAGGUUCGUACAUUGCAUCGCCAGGAGGAUGUCGUUGAUGAAAAACCUAAACUAUUUCAAUGUAAAUCUGCGUGCGAUGCAGCCGAGCAGGAAUUUCUUCAGACGUUGGAAAAGGAACGAAAAGCGCGCUCUCCUGAAGAGUAUGAUCAAGAUUACGACCCGAGGAAAAUCGCUGAACAGAUGAAGGAAGAAAACAUAUCAGAAGAAGAACUCAAUGAAUAG
Sabethes cyaneus is the source of this 1773-nucleotide messenger RNA. Its product is annotated as dynein intermediate chain 3, ciliary-like. Gene Ontology annotation, molecular function: dynein heavy chain binding; dynein light chain binding. The record is from RefSeq and is a predicted model, not a curated record. Lineage: Eukaryota; Metazoa; Arthropoda; Insecta; Diptera; Culicidae. Gene Ontology annotation, cellular component: outer dynein arm. Gene Ontology annotation, biological process: outer dynein arm assembly; cilium movement. The transcript is spliced from 5 exons. Bases 1 to 1773 code for a protein of 590 amino acids.